This is a messenger RNA of Phytomonas sp. EM1, 1923 nucleotides long. The record is from the annotation of a GenBank genome assembly. Lineage: Eukaryota; Euglenozoa; Kinetoplastea; Trypanosomatida; Trypanosomatidae.
GCAUUUAAUAUUUGCAAUUAUGACAGGUUAAAAGUUGAACAAUAUUUUAUCGAGGCAAACGUAUCCACAAGGUCAUCAAACAACCUAAGGUAGUUUCUAUAGGGGGAGUGCUUGCAUGCUCGCUAGAUGCCUCCUGCAUUCUCACUGAGCAAGAUUUUCCUAAAAAGCGCUAUUUUUUGCUUCGUAAAGGUGAUUUUGAUUCUAUAACUAGUAUGGUGGUAGUGUCGUGGGCCGGUGUGGUUCCCAUCUACAACACGGCACUGAAAGUGUGCGCUGCAUGGAGCAUUUUAAAGUCCGAUUCGCACUGUGCGACUCCAGAUAGAUUGUGCUGAGAUGGAAAGGGAUGAUUAGUUAUCUUGCCCUUAUGCGUAUCUUCUUUAUCGAGAAUACAAUGCGUUUUGUUUUCAUGGAAGAAAAAUGAAAUACUAAAGAUCAGAUUUGACAUGGUUAUAGAAGGCUAGUCCACUUUUGUAAUUCUCUAAUGCAUUGCGGCAAGAGUUGAACCCUGCAUGUCUUUCUUGCCGGAAAGCGUCGCAUCAUUAUAGCGUAUUCACGAAUGUUUUUUUUUAAAUGAUUUGUCAAGUAAAAAGGAGCAAGAUACAUGCUUAUGUAUAGCAAUAGUAACUAAUCAUGAAUCGUUUCACCCAUUAUUCUUCAUUAUAUUCGUCCAGGGAAACUUUCUCACGAUCCCAAAACUCCGCCAACGCUGUUUCCAGCUUCGAACCAUUGAAAUUGAAGCUCGACCGGCCCCUUGCCGCAAAAUCGAGACGAAAUCAGCGAGGAAAACUAUCCAAUCAUGCUAAAUUAGAAGGUAGUGAAUGCGAAUUGCAUGUGGAGACCAAAAACGAUAAUUCCACUUCUGCUGUGAAUUGUCGAUCCCCCUCCGCUUUGCGGGAGGGGGGGAGCCAGGAUGUGGUUGCUGUGAUGCCCACCAGCUCAAUUUCCGAUGGUGAACUCGCCAGCUUAUCUAGCCAGAGUAAAAGGAAAGACGACAAUUUUUUAGAGAUCGAAAAGCGCGCUUGCAUUGUGCUUGAUCAAAUUUUCAUGCAAGACUCUAGCGACAGUACGAUGCUCUGUAACAUGAAUCAGUACAUUCAGCCUCUUAAGGAUUACCAGAAGGCUUGCCAGAAUCGCGCGAUGUACAGGAGGGCAGAUCUCAUCCAGCAGGUAUUGAGGAGACUUCGACUAGACGCGGAGUCGUAUCACAUGAAUGAGCUGACAAAGGCGCAGAUGAAGGAUCGUGAAGCCUUGGAGGAGUUAUAUCGUCGGGAUUUCCGUGAAUUUCACCUUCUGUGGAAUGCACGUAUCGAUGAGUUUGAAAAGCGGAUGAUGGAGCAAGAGAUUCGAUUAGUACAGCAUCAAAAUGACAAAAUGAUUAAGUUUCAGGAGGAAAUACGGAGCUCUCCACCGCGGCUGCUUCGAUAUAGCCGUUCCCUAAUCGAGUCGCGCAUGCGUCAACAGUCGCUCGCACGACAGGAAAAUUAUAUCUUUGCAGCGGCGGAAAAGCGGAAAGCUGACAUCCUCGACGCACUGGAUCUCACACGCUUUGAAGAAUCCAAGGCCGCACUUUUCGCUCAUCGCGAGCAAGCCCUUCGUCAUCAUCAGGAUCAAGAAUUAUCUGCCUUGCAAAAAAGAAUCGAGAGCCGACGAUUGCUUCUCGAGCGCACCCGGCAGCAGGAGUUGGAGAUUCUGCUUCAGAGAUAUAUAAACGCUCGGAAUGAGAUGGAAAUUCACCAGGGUAUUGUGCGUAGCAAAACUGGUUUGAUGCUGCAAAAACACUCAUGCAAUAUGCGAGUGGAUGGCAGCGGAAAUGCUUCUCUUAUGGAGAGUGUUGAAUCUGGUGCAUUCGGUACAAUCAUCAAGCAUCGGUUGGAGCAAGCUCCUCGAGUUGCAUCACCUAAAAUAGAACAAUGCGAUGCUUAG